This is a messenger RNA of Osmia bicornis bicornis, 663 nucleotides long. Its product is annotated as tigger transposable element-derived protein 1-like. Gene Ontology annotation, molecular function: DNA binding. Gene Ontology annotation, cellular component: nucleus. The record is from RefSeq and is a predicted model, not a curated record. The transcript has a single exon. Bases 1 to 663 code for a protein of 220 amino acids. Lineage: Eukaryota; Metazoa; Arthropoda; Insecta; Hymenoptera; Megachilidae.
AUGACGCAAGAAAUUUUUAAUUCCUGGUACGAGGAGCAUUUUAAACCUAGCGUUGAAAUGUACAAAACAGAAAGCGGUAUGUUAGGUAAAGUCGUUCUGUUGGUGGACAACUGCUCCAGCCAUAAAACUAUGACACCCCAAGCACAUGACAAUUUUGAAAUUAUUUAUCUACCCCCCAAUACGACAUCCCUGAUACAACCCAUGGACCAAGGCGUUAUUGCCAAAUUUAAAACAACCUACAGACAUAAGAUGUUACGCCGAGUUUUGCAAUAUGAGCAAGGAAUACAGGAGUUUUAUUGUAAAUUUAAUAUUAAAGACUGCAUAAAUUUAGUGGCGGAAUCAUGGACGGAUAUUACAUCUGCCAAUCUGCACGCCAGUUGGAAUAAACUUUUCUGCAGGGAAUCCGAACAAAUUGAUAUAUGCAAUACUUCCAUACACUCCGAAAUGACGGACAUUAUUAAUGCUCUCACGGGCGAAAAUAAUGACAGCGAAGAAUUGAACACCGUACUUACACAUUUGGAGGAACAGGAGGCAAUGAAUUAUGAAGAUGACAGUACGGCGAUGGAAAUAGAAAGAAGUGGAAAUGAAGAAGAAGAAAAAGCGGAAGAACAUGAUGAUACACAACAAAUCCAACCAACUGAAGCAGAGAGAAUUGAAAAAUAG